Messenger RNA from Leptomonas pyrrhocoris, 1845 nucleotides. RefSeq lists its product as hypothetical. Bases 1 to 1845 code for a protein of 614 amino acids. The record is from RefSeq and is a predicted model, not a curated record. Lineage: Eukaryota; Euglenozoa; Kinetoplastea; Trypanosomatida; Trypanosomatidae. The transcript has a single exon.
AUGCUCGUUCUCGAUUUCAACUCUCCCCUCUUGCAUUUAUCACAGGGAACCUUCAUCCGCUUCUUGCAGUUCGCGCCACCGACGACUACGGGUGAAACAGAAGCCUCCAUGAGUAGUCGUGCAGAACCAAGCAGUCCCUUCACAGUCCCCACGACGACAAAUGUGCGACGACGCGAGUCUGCACGGGCCGUCAUCCAGCGCCUUCACGCUACGCCCGUGCAGCUCUUUCCUUCGCUAGAGAACAGUGGCGAUGACGCGACGGCUGCACGAGAUCAGCAAUGCACCGCCUCUCACGCUGUCCCUCAACCGUCAGACAGACGCAUUUCCUCGCCAGCAACCACGGUAGCAAACGCUGACAUCAAGACGGAGCUGGGGACGAGUUCGGUGUGUCUCCUCACCACAAGUGCGCAUCCGUUGUCGACGGCAACCGCACUCGGCGGCCCGCUUUCUGCCGCUGCGGUGGCGCGUCCACUGCGGCACUACGCCUAUACCGUGGCCGCCGCACACACCCUGCGCGGCGGUCGGGUGCUUUUCUUAUUGGGCCCUGCCAGCGCCUCUUUUUCACUUGCCUGCUUUACGCUAGAGGUGGAGCAGCAGUGGGUGAGGCGCGCGGCCCGGCUAGCAUCGCCAUCAUGUGGUGUGCCAGACAACAAUAACUCACUAGGCGUGUCGACGAUUUCCUCACCGGAUGGUAACUAUGCAUCGUUGAACGCGGCCGCGCCGUUGCGGGCUCGCCGGCAAGCCGUCAUCGAGGCCAUAGCCCGUGUGGAGGUGUUGGUGUGCGCGUCGAUGGCGGAUGUGUACGCCGUGUGCCACGCCGGCGUGUUUUCAUCAACGGCGAGUGCAGAGAACCCAAAGGAGGACGUGGCAGCAGGGCGUAAAGAGUCUGCUGUGAUGUCGCCCACGCUCUCCGCAUCGCACAUGACGACAACGCAUUCACCCAUCGCAGAAGCCAACCCAAACGACCCGAUGGAGGCAACCGCACAGGUAGGAGCGACACAUUUAUGUGACGUAGGAAAACGGGCGGUGGUGAACAUCAUCCCUCUCUGUGUCGUGGAGGGCUUGACGGGACCCACCACCACCACCACGCUGCAGGAGAGAGCGACGGGGCAGACGUUCCCGAUUCCGCACUACCUUCUCUGCCUACUGCAGCGACGGCUGCAGUGUGCGUUGCUGGUGGUGGAGUUGCCCAUGUCCACGGUGGACACUGCGAGCGGCGGGCGCUAUUCGAACGGAGAGCCGUCGAGAAAAUCGAAUGAAAGCGUUGGCGCCACGCAUAGAACAGACAACAAGACAUCGUUGCCGUCGGAGGAGGCGGUGUUGGCAGACUCUGAUCUUAUCCGUCGACUACGGGUGCCCCACACGCACCCACCGCCUAGUGUGUUCGCGAGUUCAACGAGUGAGCCGGAGACCACCACGCGUCGAAGUCUGAUCGGGAAGGCCGCGCGAAGGGAAGAUGCUCGUUGCACUGCGGAGUGUCGAACGCUGCCGGCGGUGUCGCUGCACAACAUUCACUUCUGCGUUCUCUACGUUGAAGUCGUCGGUGAAAGCCGCAAGACCGUACACAACAGCAAUACCGAAUUCGUUUGUCCGGUGGCUGCUGGACUUCUGUCCUCUGACACGCUGGCGUUGUGCUACCGCCUUCACCUCAUGAAGACGUCGUUGACCGACGCGCCCUCUGCUGCGCGUGGAAGCUCUGGUCGGCGCAGCGGCGUUCGGCAGGGCGGCAGCGGAGAUUGGGGAAGUGGCUUGUGCUCCGUGCGCUCGUCGUGGCGCAACUCUGCCGUGUAUGCGCCGACGUAUUCUGGAACAUGGGUCCACAGCUCCGAGUGGCACGAGUACUGA